This is a messenger RNA of Lachancea thermotolerans CBS 6340, 1809 nucleotides long. It is a transcript of the gene PAC11, whose product is annotated as dynein intermediate chain. Gene Ontology annotation, biological process: transport along microtubule. Gene Ontology annotation, cellular component: cytoplasmic dynein complex. Bases 1 to 1809 code for a protein of 602 amino acids. NCBI's taxonomy places the organism in Eukaryota, Fungi, Ascomycota, Saccharomycetes, Saccharomycetales, Saccharomycetaceae. The record is from RefSeq and is a predicted model, not a curated record. Gene Ontology annotation, molecular function: dynein light chain binding; dynein heavy chain binding. The transcript has a single exon.
AUGGAUAGACUACAACAGCUGGAAGAGAAGAAGCGGAAGCUUCAGGAGCUGAGGGAACGACGGAGACACGUGCAGGUAUCAAACACGGCCUGUUCGUCUGAUGAUCUAGUGAAACAUCUGCUGAGAACUACGACUAAUGCGCCCCAGGUAAACACCGAGACCGUGAGUGUUGGGACCCAGACCGAGGACGCGGAAGGCGCAGAGGCGCCAGAACGCGCGCCAGACGCUUUUCCCGGGCUAAUUACAUAUGAAAAGGGCAUUCAAACGGAACCGGUGGAGUUCAAAGAGGAAGAGAAUCCCAAAGAGUCGCAGGACGUCUCUGUAGCAGAUGUGCAGGCAGAAGAGGCCUCUCGUUCGCCCCACUCACCAGGAUCUCCCGACGCACGUCUUGGAGAGCACGCAGAGGCCGCCGCCAAGCCUCGCGUCGUCACACCGUAUGUUGUUGAGAACCAGGCGCUGACUAUCGGCACCAGGUCGUUCUCGCUGCUGGAAGCGCUGGAUCAGGACAGGCUGUCGCUUACGCAGAAAGAGCUCGAUAAUAUGCAGCAAUUCCAUGUGACACACUCGCUGGGACCGGCACUCUCGCUCGCAGGCGGAGCAAAGUGUGUUUGGAUUGACUAUCACGCUGAACUGACGCUUGCAGUCCUGCAGCACGCCGAUGAGAACGCUCCUCAGUGUACCAGCAGUGUGGCUGCAGUUUACAGACUCAGCACUGCAGAGCUGGUGGACGCGGUGGAGUUCAGAGGGCAGGCUCUUCUACGAGGGGAGUUUCUACGCAGAAAAGGCUCCAAGAUAGUGUCGGUACUUCUGACUUCAUACAAUGGCAAGACUAUCCUCUACGAAAUGCGUGCGGCAGCGAGCGCCGACGGAUCAUUGGCUGUCGAGCGCAACAUUAUAGCCCGCAACUUCCAUCACUAUCCUGCGUUCGCGCUCUGGCAAUACCACACAACAGAGCCUCGCGUGCUCGUGGGAAGCACAGACGGUACGGUCAGCGAGCUGGAUGUGCUGACCAUGGAACCCUACCAAAACCCUGUCUCGAGCGGGUUCUCAUCGCACUUUAAGGUCUUGCCGCUGCCGCCUUCGGCGCUGAUAGGCGGGGGAAACGCGCCUGAAGAGACGAAAUUGCAGGCAUCAUUCAAGCCGCAAUUGGAACUGCUUUCUCGGUAUGACGAGGUGGCUGUUACGUCUAUUGUCACAAUGCCGCAGGACCCCAGUAUGCUUUACCUCGGGUGCGAGGACGGCGGCAUUUACAAGGUCAAUACCCAUGAUUUGGAGACACGCAGUGUCUCAGUCGAUGCACAGAACAACGGGUUUGUCCCUGACGCACAGGCGCCAGCGCCAACGGUCGCUGAAGGCCUCCAAGAGACUACGCUUUUCCAUUCCCUGCCCGUCACAGGUCUGUACACCUGCAGGAGCGCUCCAAACUUGCUGCUUUCGUCCAGCAUGGACUGGGAGUGCGCUGUCUGGGACGUAAUCAAUUGCAAGAAAGUGACCCAGAUUGAGCUGGACCAUCCAGUUGUCAGCUGCGAAUGGGUCAGCCACGAGGAGCGCCACUACGUGUUUGUGCUCACGCCCGCAGCGCUGCAGGUCUACGACCUCCGACUGCUGCCGGAGUUCUCGCCGACUGGCGCGGUCGCAUGGUCUGCGCCCAAGAGGCCGGCUGAGCUUUUUAGUAUUAGCGUAGAGCACUGUGAGGGAUUCAGCUUUUUCGCCAGCUUCAAGACUUUGCAAGAGAGAAACAGGUUUUUCGUCGUACUGGGCGGUGACUCCGCGGUCCAGCGCUGUGUAGAGGUUUUGCUGCGCGACUAA